Vollenhovia emeryi is the source of this 1229-nucleotide messenger RNA. It is a transcript of the gene KdelR, whose product is annotated as ER lumen protein-retaining receptor. The transcript has 3 exons. Gene Ontology annotation, biological process: endoplasmic reticulum to Golgi vesicle-mediated transport; protein retention in ER lumen. The coding region runs from base 136 to 774 and encodes 212 amino acids. NCBI's taxonomy places the organism in Eukaryota, Metazoa, Arthropoda, Insecta, Hymenoptera, Formicidae. Gene Ontology annotation, molecular function: ER lumen protein retrieval receptor activity. Gene Ontology annotation, cellular component: cis-Golgi network; membrane; endoplasmic reticulum. The record is from RefSeq and is a predicted model, not a curated record.
GGUCGGCCAUCUGCUUUAGCCACAGCCAGAGCCACGUCAUAUUUGUGUGCCGCUGUCGAGCGAGCUGUGUGAGCUGGCUCUUUAACUCCCCCCGCGGGUUUUUUUACGUAAAAUCACACCCCCGCGACCGCAGACAUGAAUAUAUUCCGAUUGCUGGGCGAUCUGUCGCACCUUUUAGCCAUUAUUAUACUACUUCUCAAGAUAUGGAAGACGCGGAGCUGCGCCGGUAUCAGCGGUAAAUCGCAGAUCCUCUUCGCGAUUGUGUACACCACCCGUUACCUAGACCUGUUCACCACAUUCAUCUCUGCGUAUAACACGUUCAUGAAAGUCGUAUUCAUCGCCGCGUCCCUCGCCACGGUCUUCUUGAUGUACGUCAAGUUCAAAGCCACGUACGAUCACAAUCACGACACGUUCAGGAUCGAGUUCCUGAUCCUGCCCGCGUUCGUACUGGCGCUAUUGAUCAAUCACGAACUGUCCUUUGUCGAGGUCUUGUGGACGUUCAGCAUUUAUCUCGAGUCGGUGGCGAUAUUGCCGCAGUUGUUCCUGGUGUCGAAAACAGGCGAGGCCGAGAGCAUCACCAGCCACUAUCUCUUCGCGUUGGGAUCGUACAGGGGCCUGUACCUGUUCAACUGGGUCUACCGCUACUACGCCGAGGAUCAUUACGACCUGAUCGCCAUUGUCGCCGGGCUGGUGCAGACGGUUCUCUAUUGUGACUUUUUCUACCUCUACAUUACCAAAGUACUCAAAGGCAAGAAGCUACAACUGCCCGCUUAGCUUCAAUCGUGGGUAUUGUCCUCUUGUAUCAGAGAAACAUUCAACUGCCCCCCCGUGGCGUCGCCAAUUUGAGAUAAAUUCGGGCAGUCCUGGGAGGCUCGUGGUAUACGCACGCGGCAGCGCGCGUUGCUACUAUGUAUGAAAUGUCUGGCAGUGUCCCCCUCUCCAAACACUUCCUUCCUUCCGCCGUCCCUCGUACGAUGCCAUGCGCUGCGUCUCCUUUCCAGGGCGAGAAAGUCUACGUUGCCUUUAUUUCUUUCUUUUCGCGUCACUUCAUCUCGAGCAAUGUAUAUUGUCACAGGAUCAAGGUAGCUGUUUAUUAUCUUCAAAUUCAGUGAGCCAGCAAAUUAGGGAUAAAAAGAAAAAAAAAAGAAACGUAGAGCCAGAAUUUUCAUUUACAUUUAUACAGUUUAUAUCGUUGUAACUAUCAGUAAUAAAUAUAGUUAAUAAUUGAA